AAAAAAAAAAAAAAAAGAGAGAAAGAAAGUAAAGAUGACCAAUAGUUCAGUUUCUGCUACUCACGAUGAGAACAGCAAUACUAGUAGUAAUACUACAGAAAAUAAUAAUUCAGUUGGGCGGAUUCUUAGAGGCACGGUGUUAUUCACGGCAAUUGCUUUGGGAUGUUUCGUUCUUCUUAAUAAUUCCGUCAAUCGUCUUUCAUUUCAUCCAAUUUCCUAUUAUGCAUCUUCAUAUAUUGGAGCCACUUCUUCUUCUUCAGCUUCUCAGAUGGCGAACUAUGCCGAAUUAGAUAAAGUUCUAAGAAACGCAUCAAUGGUUAUGGGAGGCGAGAAGAAAACGGUAAUUAUAACAACACUGAACGACGCUUGGGCAGAGACAAAUUCGAUAUUCGAUCUAUUUGUGGAGAGCUUUGCGAUUGGAAACGACACAAAGGGAUUGCUGAAGCAUUUGGUUGUUAUAUGCUUGGACGACAAGGCGUUGGCUCGUUGCUUGGCUUCACAUCCUCAUUGCUUUCGACUUGAAACAAAGGGAGCCAAUUUCACCAGAGAAGCAUCUUUCAUGUCGUCUGCCUAUUUAGACAUGAUGUGGAGAAGAAUUCAGUUUUUGGGUUCUGUUCUUGAGAUGGGUUACAGCUUCGUUUUUACGGAUGCUGAUAUAAUGUGGCUACGAGAUCCAUUUCAACGUUUUUUCCAAGAAGGAGAUUUUCAAAUUGCAUGUGAUUACUACAAUGGAAAUUCCCACGAUCCACACAACCCACCAAAUGGAGGAUUUACUUACGCGAAAUCAAAUGAUCGGACGAUUAAGUUUUACAAGUUUUGGUAUUUAUCAAGAAGGGCUUAUCCAGGGCUACAUGACCAAGAUGUACUUAACGAGAUAAAGUUUUCUCCAGUCAUUGGAAAGAUUGGACUAAAAAUGAGAUUUUUAGAUACAGCUUACUUUGGAGGGUUUUGUCAGCCAAGUCGGGAUCUUAACUUGGUUUGUACAAUGCAUGCAAAUUGUUGUGUUGGUCUUAAUAAGAAAAUCAACGAUCUUACUAUUUUGCUUCAAGAUUGGAGAAGGUUUACGUCAAAACAACCAAAUAUCAACUCACAUUCUUCAUGGAGUGUUCCACAAAAUUGCAGUACUUUCUUCAAAGAUAUGGUACAGAAGAAACCUAGAAAUAUAUAGCAGAUGAAGAUGCAAUUUCAUAUUUCUCUUCCUUGCGGAAUGUUCUCUUGAUCGUCGAGGGACUGCUUAUUUACUGCUCUACCAAAUCUUUGGAAAACCAUGCCUUCAGCAGAAUUCGCUACACUAAAGCAAAUGUACACAUAUAAUAACUCAUAUUUAUAUAUACAUUUAAAGUUCUAUGUCAUAAUUUUUUUAGGGGAUAUAUUAUCAUGGUUCUAUAAGUUUAAGAUUACUUCAAA
Morus notabilis is the source of this 1407-nucleotide messenger RNA. RefSeq lists its product as uncharacterized. The record is from RefSeq and is a predicted model, not a curated record. The coding region runs from base 35 to 1168 and encodes 377 amino acids. NCBI's taxonomy places the organism in Eukaryota, Viridiplantae, Streptophyta, Magnoliopsida, Rosales, Moraceae. The transcript has 4 exons.